AUGGAGAUGAAGAACAAAUGCGCUUUGGUGAAGAAACAACUGCGCCGAUGUGGUUUUGGCAAUUGGUCCAUAGUGGACCCUAGAGAUCAGCAGGAUUACUUCCUUCAUGUUUGUAUUACUGAUUCUCUAAUUACUGCAAAUUGGGAUAUGUUGUUUGUCUAUGCUAGCUCUGUUGAUAGUGAUAGAAUUGCACAAUUUAAUUUAUUGGAAAACUAUAAAUCUCAGCUAAAAAAGGAAGCAGUUGUAAUCGGAGAUUUCAAUUCUUUGCUUAAUUCACGGGAGAAGAAAGGUGGCAAUAGCAACUUUAAUUACAAAAUCCUCCCUUUUCGGAACCUUAUUAAUAAUCUUGGUUUGAUGGACAUGGGGUACAUGGGUCCUCACAUGACAUGGAACAACCAACGAGAUGGACCUCAUCAUAUAAAGGAACGAUUGGACCGAGCCCUUGCUACACCACACUGGCUCUUCCUAUAUUCAUCUGCUCUUGUCUACCAUCUAGAAGAUUUAAGAUCUGAUCAUUGCCCUAUUCUGCUAUCUAUGGACCCAACGAUGGAAAAAGCCAAACGCAGAUUUACUUUUGAUAGAAGAUGGGCUAACUUACAAAAAGUACAAAAUGUAAUUUUUGGAGCAUGGCAGCAGAACACAAACGGCCAUAAACUAUUCCAGGUGUUCAAUAAACUCAAAAAUUGCUGA
This is a messenger RNA of Hevea brasiliensis (rubber tree), 690 nucleotides long. RefSeq lists its product as uncharacterized. The record is from RefSeq and is a predicted model, not a curated record. The coding region runs from base 1 to 690 and encodes 229 amino acids. The transcript is spliced from 2 exons. NCBI's taxonomy places the organism in Eukaryota, Viridiplantae, Streptophyta, Magnoliopsida, Malpighiales, Euphorbiaceae.